Messenger RNA from Cicer arietinum (chickpea), 885 nucleotides. RefSeq names its product photosystem II reaction center proteins PsbY, chloroplastic-like. Gene Ontology annotation, cellular component: membrane; photosystem II; chloroplast thylakoid. Lineage: Eukaryota; Viridiplantae; Streptophyta; Magnoliopsida; Fabales; Fabaceae. The record is from RefSeq and is a predicted model, not a curated record. Gene Ontology annotation, molecular function: manganese ion binding. Gene Ontology annotation, biological process: photosynthesis; cell redox homeostasis.
UCAUUUCUCCAACGUGGCUUUCCCAUCUAUAUUCCAAUUCCAAAGUCUAGUCUUCACAAAUCAAAAUAGUAAGCACCAAGUUUCACUCCCACUCUUGACAAUCUGUGAACAUAAUCAAUGGCAGCAACAACAAUGGCAAUGAUGAUCAACUCAAAGUGUCUAAACACAACCAUACCCAAGUUACAAAACCCCACCACAACCACUAAACUAACCACAAAUUUCAAAGCCACCACCAUUCAGAAUCUACCAAAGGGUCUAUUCUCUUCAAUUGAGAACACCAACGUGGUUUCACCUUCCAUUGCAAUCGCGGGCGCACUAUUCUCGUCCCUUGCAACCUGUGACGCAGCUUUCGCAGCUCAACAAAUAGCUGAAAUUGCGGAAGGUGAUAACAGAGGAUUAGCUUUGUUGUUGCCAUUGGUUCCAGCCAUAGGAUGGGUUUUAUUCAACAUUCUCCAGCCAACUUUGAACCAAAUCAACCGUAUGCGUAGCACAAGAGGGGUGAUUAUUGGGCUUGGGCUUGGACUUGGUGGGCUUGCAGCUUCGGGUAUGAUGUCAGCAUCUGCUAGUGAAAUGGGUCUGAUUGCUGAUGCUGCUGCAGCUGGAAGUGACAACAGGGGACAGCUUCUGUUGUUUGUGGUUUCACCAGCUAUUCUUUGGGUGCUUUACAACAUUUUGCAGCCAGCUCUCAACCAGAUCAAUAGGAUGAGAUCUGAUUAAACUAUGGGAUUUUUGUGAAAUGCUUUCUUGUAAAACUUGCUUGUAACUUGUAUCUAAUGCUCUCCCAUUCACUAUAUUAUGUGUUGUAUAUCAAAAACAUGGCUUUCUACUUACCCUUACCACCUUUUCCAUUUUCUUUUUUUGAGAUAAUCUCAAUCUCAAUUUAAA